Messenger RNA from Protopolystoma xenopodis, 237 nucleotides. NCBI's taxonomy places the organism in Eukaryota, Metazoa, Platyhelminthes, Monogenea, Polystomatidea, Polystomatidae. The record is from the annotation of a GenBank genome assembly.
AUGAACGCGGGCAGAUGGCUCAGUCGCCAAGCGCUCUGUAAACAAGUGACUGCCACGCCUUGGCUUCACCUCCUCGUGACCAGAUCUCGCAAUGAACAUCCCGUCGCUUUCGUCUCCGCCUGCGAAACCAGUUUCACGCUUCAUGUCCACCUCGACAUGUCAUUUGGCCACGCCUGCACCCGUCGCUAUGCGUUGAGUGUGGCCGGGAAAAACCUUGGUUACGCAUUUUAUGGCUAA